This is a messenger RNA of Schistosoma rodhaini, 10251 nucleotides long. NCBI's taxonomy places the organism in Eukaryota, Metazoa, Platyhelminthes, Trematoda, Strigeidida, Schistosomatidae. The record is from the annotation of a GenBank genome assembly.
ACUAACACUGUAUUUUUCCGCGUUUAAUGAAUGUGAAGGUCAUAUGGAUGAUUUGGAUUUACCAAAAGAUGCAAAAUACAAAAGCUUUAUUGCACAAGUUGAUAAGUCCCUCAAAAGUUUUGAAUAUUCUACGGAAUGGGCUGACCUUAUAUCUGCUCUGGGACGGCUGAUUAAAGUCAUUCAGUCAAAUACAAAAUGUGGUUACGUUCCUCGAAGCUUUGUUAUUGGUAAACGUCUCGCCCAAUGUCUUCAUCCUGCUCUACCGGCUGGUGUUCAUUGCAAAGCAUUAGAAUGUUAUGAUGUAAUUUUCCGCACUAUUGGACCUGAACGUGUCGCCUAUGAUUUGUAUGUUUAUGGUCCAGGCUUGUUUGCACUACUCGAACCGUCUGCUAUGACGGUUAAAUCACCGCUGUUUGAUAUUUAUGAAGAACACUUGCUUCCUCUUGGAAAAUUGCUUCAUCCAUCAUUUUUAGGAUUAUUAAAGGGCUUGCUACCGGGUUUGGAACCAGGCGCGGAAUUCUCUGAACGUGGAAAUCGAAUGUUAGAAAUGUUCAGUUCCUCUGUGGGAUCUGCAUUCUUUUAUACGUGUUUGUGGGAGCUUCUAAUUCGAUGUCCAUCUAUUCGACAAUAUGGAAUUUCAUUUAUUCUUAAUCAUUUAAAUAAACGUAAAUUAUUAAAUAAUCAAAGUUAUAUUUAUGGUUUAGAUAAAAAUAUUCUUGUAGAGAGUUUAUGUUGUCUGUUCGGUGACAGUGUUCUACUGGUACAACGGGAUGCUUUAGAUUUUAUUCUGUUAGCAUUACCAAUACAUUUUUAUUCGACAACAGAGUGUAAUCCAUUUCAGUUUAUCACUAGCCAAUCGUUAACAGUGAAAGAUUUCGCUAAGUUAUGCACAGCUUCAUUGUCUAUUUUACUACGCCGUGAUGCAUCUCUGAAUCGUCGUUUAUUUGUCUGGCUUAAAGGUGGUCAGUCAGUUGAGGGAAUGGUUAUGGAUAGUUUAGACAACCAAGUAGGUGUUAGCCAAUCAAUGACAUGGGCAGACAUAGUCAUGGAUAAACUGGAUGAUAAAGAUGUAUUGGCUUUAAAUGGUAAACAUGAAAGUAAUAGUCAACGUUAUUUUAAGCUAUACUCACAAAUAAUUCUUACAGAAGCUGUUCGUCGUUUAAUCCAUAAUCCGACUUGUUUACCUGUUCCAUAUCAGUUGAAUGAAAAUCAUUUGAACUUUUCUACUAAAUCUACAUUCGGAUCGGAUUUAUCUGCAUUAGUUAUAGAACGAAGUAUUUCAGAACGUCCAUUUCGUAUUUUAGUCGGUCUAAUUGAUCAUCCAGAUAUAGGUCAUGGUCUUUUAGAUAAUUUACUAUUAGAUAUAAUGUGGUAUACAUAUGAAAGUUAUUUCAAAUUACAUUGGCAAACUACAUGUUCUAUGAUGAAUUCAAUUCAAAUGCAAAAAUUAUCACAUCGUGAUUUCACAUUAACGAUAUCCAAUUUAGUAAAUCGACCAAGUUUAUGUGAUAAACAAUUACCAAGUAAUAUGAUCAAUUUAAUUAAAGAUUAUGUAUUCAUUCGUGAUAGUGUAAAAUCAUCUAGUUUACGAAUAGAUAAUCAAGAUAGAAAUUUAGAAUAUGAUGGAACAACUUUAAAUAAUACUAAUCAUCUAGCCGAUAGAGAAGAUUCAAUACCAUCAAGUGAUUCAAAUAUCAAGAAGCUUUCAACACAAAAUUCCAAUCAUCAUCAUCAUUAUCCAACUAUUACUACGAAUAAUAAUGUUGUUGAUGAGUUCCUGCGUACAUCUCAUUUAUUUUUCAGUAAUAUAAGUAGUGAAUUUUUAUGGAAAUUUAUUGAAAAUCAAUUUACUAAACUAUUGAAUGUAUCACCGACAGUAACAGUCAAUACAAUGAUUGGAUCCAUUAAAUGUGAUGAUUGGCAACAAUCAUCAUUGAAAUUAUCAUUCAAUCAAUGGUGUUCUAUCGUACAUUUCUUAUUGAAUUGUUUACCAAUGGAUAUGUAUCCUAAUGUUCGUGGUCAUUAUCUACCACAUUUAAUUACUCAUUUAACAAAUUGUUUAGUUGAAAAACUUCGAGUUAAUUGUGAACUACACUAUCAUGGUCAUCAAUCUUUAUUAUCACAAGAUGGGAGUUUCUUAGAGUAUAAAUUAACUUCUUUAGAAUGGGCUAGUAUAAUCAAUUGUUUAGAUACGAUUGUACAUCAUAUACGUGAGUAUGCAGUGACAGUAUUUGAUCAGUUAUCGAGUCCAGUCAAUCUUAAACGUCAAGUGGAAUCAUUAUCAUCAAAUAACAAUAAUAAUAAUAGUAGUAAUUUUAGUCAAUGUAAUGAGAUCAACAGUAAUUAUGGUGUUGCUGAUGGUCAGGAUAAUCAAAUUUCUGAGGAGUUAAUGAUGAUUGCUGAGGCAGUUGGUCAAUUUCGACGAUUUCUUGGUAUAUUCUGCAUUCAUGUCUUAAAUUUCUCACCAGUUAAAAUGAAUGAGUUUAUACAAAAAAUUUCUACGGAACCAUGUCAACAUGAUGGUAUCAUCAUUUCGUAUGAAGGAGAAAUAAACAAAAUGAAUGGUCAUAAUGAUGGUAACAAUGAAGAUGUACUUGACAAAGAAGGUGCUAAAGAAAAAUCACAUGAAAACUCCGUAUUAAAACAUAACCGUCAAGUGUCAUCAUCAUCAUCGUCUUCGAUCAGCUGCAUAGAUCUUUUUGCACAAAUUUGUCGUCUUAUUGUGGAAAUGUCUAGUUUCCCUUUGUCUAUUAUACAUCAGUGUAAAAAUUCAUCAAUGUCACCUAGAAUAAUUUCCAGCAAUAAAUCUGAUCUUAGUAUUUUAGAUCUAUUCGGUGGUGAACUUAUACGGCAUGGUGAUACAGGCUCUUUAAAACGGAAAUUUAACACUGGUUCGCAACAGUCUUCAUUAAACAAUUAUCAUUGUUAUUUUCAUUACAAUUUGGGUUGCUUCAUCUUACCACAAUGGCUUGUUUGUUUAUUGUAUGCAUCAUGUGAUUUAGAUAAUUUCAAUAUUAAGUCAAUUGCUUUAUAUACACUGAUUGAAUUAUUUCAUGCAGCUGUUUCUAUUCAUGGUUGGAGUACAGAAUUUACAUAUUAUUCUAAUGACAUCAAUACUACGACUACUACUACUGAUAAUAAUAAUAGUUCUGAGGAGAAUCAUCGAGGAAACAAUAAUGAGAAUGGCGAUAAAGUAGUUCCUAUGGAUGAUAAACAUGAUGAAGUAAAUCGCGGAAUGCGUUUAGUAUUUCCUGUGCUAAGUGGAGAGUUGAUAUCAUAUCUUUCUCAAAAGACAAAUUUAUUCACGUACUUGGGUGUUUCAUUAUGGCGUUAUCUAUCACCAGAAUAUUCUACGUAUCACGAUGAUACAACAAGUUUACUUGUUCGUCUACAUCAGUUGGCUCCUCCAUUACCAAAAUCUGUCGCUUUUCAAUUAACUCCCGGGUUAUCAGGAUUCCCAUCCAAUAUCAGUUCUUGUAUUGAAGGCUUCAUUCUCUCUCAAAUGCUUUCAUCUGAUUUAGAUAUUAAAAUAGAUGCACAUUCACGUUUUAUUUUAUUGUGGCAUUUAUUGAGAUAUUAUGGAUCACGUGUUCAAUCAAAUAUUCAUCCAUUGACAAACUCUUCAACUAGUACAUCAGUUAAUCAGUUUCCAGUUACUAAACGAUCAUUACAUUCUUCAGUUCAUGAUUCUUUUAGACUAAGUGGCGUAUCCAAUUUCAUAGCAGCUGUAUCAUGGAGGCGUGGAUUUCUUAGUUUGACUGGAGACAGUAAAGUUGGAAACAGUGAUCUAUCAUCUCCUGGUUUAGGUUUGUAUGAUAUUCCUUUCUAUAGAUGUACACUACUCCUAUUGGAUAAUUUAGAUUAUGAUAAUCCACUUGGUCCUAUCGGUUCAAUUGGUUUAACAAAUCUAUUAAGUUCGCAUAGAUCUCAAUGUAAUCUGAAUAAAAAUGAACAAAAUCUAGGUCAUAAUGAAGAAUUGAAUCAAAUGGAUCAUCCAAUUAGUUUUGGAAAUUCUAUUCUAAGAGAACAAUCAAUUGUAUGGUUGGAGAAAGCUUUAAGAACUGGUCAAAUAGAUCGUUUGAUUGCACCAAUUUUAGCUAUAUUAUUACAUCCUUCAACAGCUAGAAUAAGUUUAAAAUCACAUGUAUUAAAACAUUAUUGUCAACAGAUGAAAGUAUCAACAUCAAGUAAAUCAUUCAAUGGUUCUUUAAAAUCAGUUUAUACAGCAGACAUUGACUGCAAACCGCCUUCAUAUGAAGAAGUUGUUAAUAAAAUGAAUUCAACUAGUAUUAAUUCUGAAUCUCCUCCACAUAUUAACCGUAUUCACUCAGAAAAAACAUUUGAUCUAAUGAAUUCAAUCCGUGCAAAGUUUCAACGAUUUCAUUCUACGACGGAAUUGUUAAAUGAAGCAGGAGUAACAAAUGAAAUACACACCUCUAAACAACAAGCCGCUGAAGCUGUUCUCAACUCUGUCCUAUCUAUGCGUUUAAUGCAAGAUGAAAAGAAUCAUUCAUUGUUAGAUUACGUCACAGAUUGGCAUCAUGAUUCUAGAUCACUUUCAAUGUUACCUGUCAAUGAGCAUUUGUUAGUUUAUCUACAAAAUUAUGAUUCUAACCAAGUGAUUUAUGCAUUUUCUCGUCUUCGAUCAAUUCUAUCCAUUGCACCUGGUUUAUUUGUUCGUUCACUUGCAUCAUGUACAAUGAAUUCAAUGUUUUGUUACAAUUUAUAUGGUUUAAAAUUUAUUGAACUUCUAUCAAGACAUCGUCGUUCUAUGGCUGGUUGUAAUUUCUUCACUGCUGCCAGUUCAGAAGAAUUAAGUCAAUCACAACAAAAUUAUACAAAUUUACUGGAAUUAAUUAUGGAUUUAUGUUUACAAUAUAUGUGUAGUUAUUUGCCAUUUAUUACAGUGACGACAACAACAACACCAACUGUCAAUACUACUGUUGUUGAUGAUGAUGAUCACAACAAUCGUACUACCUCAUCCAUGACUAACACUAGUAAAUCUUCCAUUCAAUUCAGUCAUCGUUUUGGCUAUUCUAAACGUGAAUUUCGUUCUAAUCAAUAUGUACAGAAUACAGCAGCAGAGAUUUUAACAUUGAUUGUUGAACAAUUAAUAUCGAUACAAGAUGAAUCUUUUAAUUCAUCACUGAUAAAUUCAACUUUAAAGUCCAACUCAAGUUUGCCCAAUGUUAAGAAUACCUCUUCUGGUACACGUAUACCAGAAUUAUCGUCAUCAUCAUCAGUAUAUUUAACUGGAUCUACAAAUCCAAAUGUUGUUCCUCCUAAUACAAUUACAUUUUCAUCUAUGAUACAACAAGCUAAUGGACGUCGUCUUGUACAAAAUACUAUACAUCAUACUUGUUUACCAUCUGUUGUUUUACAUUGUUUAGCUUCUUGUAUUAUGAAAGUACAUUGGCCUAAAACGGAUAAAAAUUGGUCAGAUUAUUCAAUGCCAAAUGGAAUCAAGCAACUACCAAUUUGUUUACAAUUAAUACUUGUCAAUGAUAUCUUAUCGAGCUUGUCAAAAUCAUUUCAAACUGCCCAGUUACAAACAUUUUUGAAACUUUUCAAUGCAAUUCUUCAUCUGAAACCAUGGUAUGGUUAUUGUGAUCGUAUGUCUUUAGUGAAACAUCAUCAAAUAUCUCAACAAACAUCAACAGAAUUAUGUAAUAGUAGUAAUCAUUUAUUAUGGCCAGUUAGUCCAAGUAUCCUCCUGUUAGAUAAUGAAUUAACAAGUUAUGAUUUAUUGACUCAUUAUAUGACUGAUAUCUGGUCAAUAGCUUGUAAUAAAUUACCUAAUGCCCUAAAUCAUGAACCCUUAUUUCGUGCCAAUUGUUUAACAACAUUAUGGUGGUCUAGCUCUUCGAAAAGUAGUUCUUCAAUGAUAAGCAUUGAAAAAGAUCAAGUGAAUUUAUUCAUUGAAUUAUUAUCGAUUGGAUUAUUAUCACCAUCACCGCCAUCAUCAUCGAAUGACAAUAGUAACUAUACAAGUUUUUUCACAGCUCGUUUAGAUUUACAUUCAUUAUGGUAUAGUUUUGUAUUUAAAAGUUUAUCAUAUUGGGGUUGGUUUAUUGGAUCAUUAAUUCGUGUAACUAUGAAACAAAUAUGUUCAAGUUUAAAUAAACUAUGUGAUCGAGCUUAUCAAGAUAUAAAAACACGAUAUAUGAAUAGUACUAGAAGAUCACAAUUAUCAAAUACAAGUGAAUGGGAGCUUUUACCACCAGACUAUACAUUAACUGUAUUAGCUUUGAUUCAAGGUAUUUGUCAUACGUUUCUUCUGUCAGUUGGCAAUUCUUCUUUACUGCUUACAUCAUCUAGAAAAGUGAAUUCAUUGCAACAAGCGAAUGCAUCAUUGCGUAGUGGUGGUAAUCCACCAACUGUUAGUCAAUUAACUGGUCUCCCAGACUCAAUAGAAGGUGCUUUGGAAAUUGCUGAAAUUCUUUAUCAUCAUAAAUUAAAUCCACCAAAUUCAAGUGGUCCUAUACCAGAAGUUAGUAAUACUGUACCAGCAUUUGAUCCUUUGUUUCCAUCGCCUCUUACAGAGAAUGUUGACCAUUGUUCAAAUACAAUAAACUUUGUUUCUAUGAAUAAUCCAUCUGUGGACAAUGUAUCAAAUUCGGAACCAUCUGUGAUAUUAACCUCCGGAAUCGGCGAUGAUAAGGUGGAGACAACAGAAAUGUCAGUUCAUUCUCCAAGCUCUACUGUAAUAUUUUUGAAUCGUGUAAAAAAUUCUAAAAAUGUGAAUAUUAAAGAUGAUGUAUUAAAUCCUGAAUUACAUCCAUAUGUUCAAGCUCAAAUGGAAGUAUUACGUUUAAUGCCUGAUAUUAUUUCAAGCUUAUCAUUCCUGUGGAAUACUCUUAAUCAAUCACCAUUCUGUCAAUUAAAUAAAGGAAAUUUCUACAAAUCUACUUGUACAAUGAUUAGUCGUUAUCCAGAUAAAGAACAUUGGUCGUUGUUAAACGCACCUAUUCCUUCUGAACGUUUAUCUCCAUUAAUUAGCCUUGGUUCAGCUACUCUUGUUCGUGGGGCUAUUCGUCGGUUAUUAAAGCCUAUCGCAACACAACAUCCAGAUCUCUUAUUGAUAACAACUGCUGUAGCUUGGCCAAAUACAACUUUUGAUAUUGAAACUGGUGGUCUGCUUGCUGGAGUUGAUGCACUUAUAAACUAUGGCCCAUUGGAUAUGCUUAUACCUGUAAGAAUGAAAAGGGAUAAUGGUACUUCAGAAAUGUAUUCCAUUCCUUUACUACAAAAACAAAUUAGUUUAUUAGAUUUAAUUAGUGGUCGAACUUAUGAUGAUAAACAUUAUGGUCCUAUUAUAUCAUCAACAAUAUUAAUUAAUAAUCUACGAGAUUCUAUACGUCGUCCAAUGAACAAUUCAUUUCUAGUACCAAUCAUUAAUACUAUUCAAUGUUCUUAUCAUUCUACUUUGUUAUCUUCUUCAAUGGGUUCAUAUUCACCAUUACAAGAAAUACAAACAUCAUUGAUAACAAGUGGUAGUAAAGUUAUGUCAAAUACAAAUUCUGGAAUAAAUUUAAUUCGUUUACAAACUAAUUUAUUACAUUUAUUUUAUGCAUGGCUUAUUAUGAAAUCAGAUUUUAUAUCAUCUGAUUUAUUACUUAUAUUAAUAAGAGAUUUAAUUAAUUUACCAACAAUCAUUAAUUAUAAUCAUACUAAUAUAAUGAAUAUAACAACAACUACUACUAGUAGUAGUAGUAGUAUAUUGGGCCUAUCACCAGCAGGAAUAUUUAUUCUUAUCAAAAUCUUCAGCAAGUUCUUAGAAACAUCUAAUUUUAGCGAUGACAAACGAGAACAAAAAGAGUUACAGGAAUUAUGUCAUCGACUCAUUGAAACAACAGCUGCUAUUGCUGCAUCUGCAUUGCAUCAACCAUCAUGGUUUCGUAAAACUUUACAAGUUCGUCAACUUGAUGGUGAUUUGACCAAUUCAUGUACAUAUUCCCAGCCAUCAAAUUCUGUCGAUUUAACUGAUCGUAUAUCACUUUCAGGAUCGGAAGUUUUUGAACCUAUUAAUAAAUCUGAUCGAAUACGAAGUGGAUCAUCCGAUUUAACAAAUUCACAUUCAUUUGGACAAUUUAAUACUGCAAAUGAUUCAUUGAAUGAUGUAGAACAAUCUUCUGUAAAAGAUUUAUAUGAUAAAUCAAUAUCACUGCCAUUGCCUUCAUCAUGUUAUUCAAAAUCACGGCAUUCAUCGGUGAAUUUGUUGUCAAAUGAAAUAACGCGUAUCCGAAUGCGCAGUGAUGUGACGAUACAAGCUAUUGAGUUAUUAACAGAGAAUAUGGCUAUAUUUUUGGAUUUAGUAUAUAAAAGUGAUGAAAAAGAUCGUGUAUCAACAUUUUUAAACAAUAUUUUGUGCAAUAUUUUUCCUUAUCUUCGUGUUCGAACAUUGAGUAAUUCAGAUCAUUUUACUGUAGCCAGUAAAUUAAUUGCAUCUAUUAGUAGUUAUCAAUAUACACGAAAAUCAUGGCGUCGUGAUGUUUUGGAUUUAUUUUAUGAACCAAUAUUUUUUCAAAUGAGUCCAGUUGCAUUACAAAGUUGGAAUUUAAUUAUUGACAAUUUAAUGACACAAGAUAAAAGUACAUUUAAAGAAGCAUUAGCUCGUCUUGUAUUCGCUCAACCGGGUGGUUUAAAUUUAUUUACUAGUAAAGAGAGUGAAUAUGAUCAACGUGCUGCCUGUUUGAAAAAAUUAUCUUAUCUAGUCUAUGCAAGCGAACCGGAUCAAUAUGCGAAAGCAAUGCCUGAUUUAUUAGAACGUCUUGCUGAAUGUUUACGUUUAGGUCAAGGCAUCAUUCCAGUAGUUCAUACUCAAGUAUUUUUAUUUGCUCGUGUCUUAAUAUCUCGUAUGUCAGCUAUACAACUGAAUUCUUUAUGGCCUAUAGUUGUACCGGAAUUGUUCCUCACAUUCAAAUCCUUAUCUCAAGCAAUUCAAGAAUGCGUUUCUAAAAUUCAAUCAAGAAAAGUUAAACCUGAUACCUCCACGUCAUCAUCAUCAUCGUUUCUGUCUACUUCACAAAUGAAUUUAUAUAUUAGUGCAUGUAAAUUAUUGGCUACCAGUUUAUUAUAUCCAGAAUAUAGAUUGCCACAAUUUUCCUAUUAUCAAUGGGCAUUUGUCAAAGAUUUAAAUUUUGAUCAUUUAACUAAUCAAGAAGAAAUGACAAAUGUUACCAUAUUGAAUAACAACAACAAUAGAAGAACAUCAUUUCUUCCAUUCCUUUCUGAUGUUCUAAUACAAAUUGAAAGAUUACAAGAAGUUGAUCUAUCCAAUGGUAUUGAUGUGAUAUCCACAGAAGCGUCAUCUAAUUUAUAUCAAAGUUGUUUCAGUAUAUUAGCUUUAGAUAAACUUGUAAACAUUUAUUCACUUAAACCAUUCUUUGAAAGUUUACAUAACAGUUCAAAUAUUGACUCAUCACAAAAUUCAUUCAAUGAUAUUCCAAUACUUGAUAGUUUCCUUCUUGAACUAGCUAUUGAAGCAUCUUUAGCUCAAGAAUUCCCUGAAAUGAUUCCAUCUAGAUAAUAAUAAUAAUAAUCACAUCCAUGAUCAUCUUGAUUAUAUAGAUUUAUACCUACCUCUUAUUCAACUAAUGAAAAUUAAAGAGAACAACAUUGAAUAUUUAUGUUUAUGAUUUAACUUGUCUAUGAACAAGUCGAAAGGAUGCACCUAUUGUCUUUCUAAUUUAUCACCUUCCCUUAUGUUUUUGUAUACAAAUUUUUGUUAUUCAUUGUGUUUGUUUUAGAAUUAUUGAAUUGUUUCCAUUCAUUGAAACAAACCUUAGAUCAUCUUAAUCAUCUAUAUAUUCAAGGCUGUGGCUUUCUUUUUCUUUCUCUUUGUUUUGUUUGUUUUCUUCUUAUCACAUCCCUACUUGUCAAUGUUUCUUUUUCCCAUACUACUUAUAUCUGAUUGUAAAAUUGUUUUCUUUCUUCACCCUUUGAUGUUGUCAUUUAUCCAUCAUAAACAUUCACCAAUACAAGACUAUAAUAAGUAGUUCCAUUGUAAUUGAUGUUCUUGUUAAACAUCAUGUGGUUUAUGUAGUAGGAUAGGAAAACAUCAGAGGUUUUUUUUCAACGAACACCAGAAAAUGCAAAGAGACUAUAAUUCCUUAAUUCUUUGAAGAAAAAUGUAAUCCAUAAGGCUUCUAUCUUGUUCCAUUCAACACUUUUGUUACAUUUCAAUGUUUAUCUAUGUGAUUGUAUGUUAUUACAUUAUUGAAUACAUAUAUAUGAUUACGUUUUAUGAUG